Messenger RNA from Acanthoscelides obtectus, 216 nucleotides. The record is from the annotation of a GenBank genome assembly. NCBI's taxonomy places the organism in Eukaryota, Metazoa, Arthropoda, Insecta, Coleoptera, Chrysomelidae.
AUGAAACCAGCUAAACUGCAAGAUCAUCUGAGAAGAUGCCACCCUGAUAAAACAGAGAAGGAUUUGAAAUACUUUCAAACACUCAAAGAUAAAUCUCAGAAGAGACCUACCCUGGACAGAAUGUUCGCUUCGACGUCACAAAGAACUGAUGAUGGUUUGCGGGCGUCGUUACUUAUAGCAAAAUUCGGAAAACCGCAUACUAUCGGAGAUAGUUAA